Ixodes scapularis (black-legged tick) is the source of this 1834-nucleotide messenger RNA. RefSeq lists its product as uncharacterized. The transcript has 12 exons. Lineage: Eukaryota; Metazoa; Arthropoda; Arachnida; Ixodida; Ixodidae. The coding region runs from base 1 to 1773 and encodes 590 amino acids. The record is from RefSeq and is a predicted model, not a curated record.
AUGGCGUUGCUAUCGUACAUCUAUUUCUUGGUGUUGACGGGCCCGUCCGAGAACUUCACCGCCAACGUGGAAGUCCUCUCGCGGGGGCUCAGUUGCGGACAGGAGAAGGUGGCCAACGAGACGCGACGAAUGCUCGACAUCGCCACGUCCCCGCUGAAAGCGGUCUAUGACAAAAUCAAGAAACUCAUGAAAGUUAUCCUGGAUUUCGGCGCCCUGAUGAAGAAAGCAUUUUUGUCCAUCAAAUCGCUCUUCAGCGAAAUUUGUAUGUACCAGUUCUUGACCUCUUAUCGAAACAAAAUUGGAGCCAUUCGGCGUGCGGUGCAGUGGCUCUACAAUCUGGUGAACGUGUGCAACCGGCGCAUGGGGGAGCCUUACGAGAAGUGCCGGAAGCCGCUGAACGACGCCCACGAGGACUGCCUGAGCAUGAUGCCCUCCAUCCUGUCCUGGCUCUGCUCGCCGGUCAAGCUGGUCGAGUACGUCUGUUACGUCGCUAAAGUAUACAAAGAAAUCGGAGAACUUCGCGGGAGCGUCGUCAUCGAAUCUUUAUCUUGGAUGUCUUGUCCUCCACGCAGAAAAGCAGUUACGGACCUCUUCGGAGAGGACGAGCUCAUGACCAUCAAGGACGAACUUCUAAAGCAGCGCGAGCUGGAAGGCCUCCUGCCUGAACAAGAGGAAUACCUCGACAACAUGAACCGCCUGGAAGUAUGUCAGAACGAGCUCAAGGCCACGCUGGCACAGAUCGAAGUCAUUCAAAAAGAAAUCAAGGUUCUGUCGAAGGAGUGUGAAGAGCUGGCACAACUCUACCAAGACAGAGACAACCUUUUGGACACCAUCUUCGGCGGAUCGUCAGGCAGCGAGCUCGAGGGGCAGCUCGCACUCGACCUGGAGAAGCUGCAGAUCUGCAAGCAGCAGGUGGACCACACGCACUUCAAGUGGUCUCAGGCCCUGCUCAUGGUGCGACAGGCCUGCGCGCAGCUCUCGCGGGCGCUCAAGAAAUGGCGAGACUUGGCCUCGAUUCCGGAAAGUGACAACGAGAAGAGAUACUACUGCGUAAAAGAGACGAGGAACAACCUGAGCGCCGCGCUACAGAACCUGCAGGGAUCCCAACGGUACCUGCACAACAUCGAUUUUCCCUACUGCACGCCCAGCGAGAUCGAGACGGUCUACAAGGCUGUCACCUACAUCUUCACGGACAUGAAGACGCCAGACCGAUACGAACACGCGCUGAACUGCUACCACACAACGUACAGAAGAGCGGGGGCACUGAAGCAGUGGAUAGAGCUGGUGAUCAACAACGUCAUCAACCACGACCUCGACAUUCUGGAAGAACGAUGCCACGAAAAAUUCGCCCAACUUCGGAAGGAGAGGGUACGCCUGAUACAACAGAGGAUGAAGAACAACACGGGCAAGGACGUAACCCUCGUAAACGGAGACAGCGGAAUGGAAAACGACGCGGACGACACCUUCAAGGACGGACAGCCAGUACAGCUGUUCCGGCCAGAAAGAAGUCUGAGCAGGGAAAGCUCGAUGACUCCCGACACCAGUUCAACCGCAGGUCCGACUCCAGUUCCCACGUCUGACCUGGCUCCGAUGCCACCGACCGAGAAAAUAUUCGGGAAAGUGGUUGAGCUGCGUCACCAGCAUCACGAACAGAUGAAGGCACUGAAGAAAGUGCAGGCACUGCGCCAGGCAAGGCUCAGCAAGGCUCUGCAGCGCAAGAUCGAAGCUCGCCGCCACAGAAAGAGUGUGACGCCCCAAGUUAGGGAAGCGUAACCACCGCGUGUGCGCUGCUUGCAACAAAGAGUAGACGUGACAACUAAAUUAAUUUGCAAAA